This is a messenger RNA of Oryza sativa Japonica Group (Japanese rice), 762 nucleotides long. RefSeq lists its product as uncharacterized. Lineage: Eukaryota; Viridiplantae; Streptophyta; Magnoliopsida; Poales; Poaceae. Gene Ontology annotation, molecular function: nucleic acid binding; zinc ion binding. The record is from RefSeq and is a predicted model, not a curated record.
AUGGCAACAAAAGAGUUCGACGAACUCGCCCUCGAUGGGACUAACUAUCCCAUCUGGGCUUCUGAUAUCAAAAUCAAUUUUGCCUCUCGGGGGAUUCUAAAUACAAUUGAGGAACCUAAUGAUGGGGAUCCAGCAAUUGAGCCCAGGAAGCUCAAUAUAGCCCUUUUUCUUUUGAGACUCUACAUUCACAAGGAUCUCAAACAUGAAUACAUGUUAGAGACGAGCCCUCUCAACCUUUGGAAAGCUCUAAAAGAGUUGAAGUUUUGCGAACAAGAGCCAACGAAGGCAGAAAAGAUAGAGAAAACUCUAUCAACUAUGCUUCCGGAGGACACGAUACUGACUCAACAGUAUCGCGCUAACAAUUUCCAGAAACAUUCUCUGCUUAUACAUACAUUGACUCAGGCAGAAAGACACCAUGAGCUUUCUUUAAAGAAUGCCCAACAGCGCCCACCGGGCUCUGCUCCACUGCCUGAGGUGCACUUCAAUGUACAGAAUAAUGCUGAGAAUAAGAAAGGAUUCAAGGGAAAUUCUUCGAAUAAUCCUAAGAAUCUGACUGGAAAGCGCAAACGCAACAACAACAGGCGCAAAUUCAAGGGUCGAAAGAAAGGAAAAGGGAAGGGUAAGGCACCACAACCUCGUAGCAAUGGCAACAAGCAUUGCAACAGGUGUGGAUCUGACACUCAUGUCGCUAAAGACUGCCGCAUCCCGAAACAUCUCGUCCUCUUGUACCAAAAAUCCCUCAAGGACAAAAAAAUCUUCUGA